UGUGUGUGUGUGUGUGUGAUGGCUCUCAAUAUACCAGGGAUGAUAAUGAUGGUAGCUUUCUAUGUGCUGGUGUUGGGAACCGGCAUCUGGGCAUCCAUGAAAUCUAAAAUGAUGGAGAAAAGCACACUCAGUAGUCGUGUAGAAGUUUCCUUUUUGGCUAACCGCAGGGUCAGCUUGCUACUGGGAGUAUUUACAAUGACAGCUACUUGGGUUGGAGGUGCCUUUAUCAUCGGUGUUGCAGAGUCUGUGUAUGAUCCUACCAAAGGUCUAAUCUGGGCUCUUGUUCCUCUGCAGGUCUCUCUUUCCUUUAUUAUUGGUGGAUUGUUCUUUGCAAAGCCAAUGAGGGAGAACAAUUACAUAAGUAUGAUGGAUCCCUUUCAGAGGAAGUAUGGAAAACCACUGACUGCGGUUCUCGCCGUUGUUCCAGUCAUAGCUGAAAUCAUCUGGGUUCCUGGAUUACUGAUUUCUUUGGCGGCGACCAUGACUGUCAUCUUGGAUCUGCCCUUUAGUGUUUGCGUCUGGAUCUCUGCUGCAGUGGCGAUCAUCUACACCGUUCUUGGAGGUCUCUACUCAGUUGCAUACACUGAUGCCAUCCAGCUGUUACUUGUGCUUUUUAGCUUGUGGCUGUGUGUCCCCUUCGCAAUGACAAGUGACGUUUAUAGUGACAUCACUAAAACAGCGUUGAACCACACAUAUCAGGCCGCCUGGCUUGGCCACCUUGAGUCUCAUGACGUCGGAAGAUGGAUUGAUGAUUUCCUAAUUAUGACUGUGGGCAAUAUGGCUGUUCAGGAUUUCCAUCAAAGGAUUCUCUCCUCCAGCUCCACGUCCACAGCCAGAAUCAUCUGUUUCAUAGCAGCAGGUGGAGUCAUCAUUGCAGGACUUCCAUCAGUGUUGAUCGCUGCUGUCGCAGCUUCAACUGACUGGAACUCCACUUCAUAUGGUUCUCCCUCUCCAUAUGAGCGAGGGGAGGCAGCCAUGGUGUUGCCCAUCAUUCUUCAGCAUUUAACCCCAAGCUACAUUUCUGCUUUUGGCGUUGGAGCUGUUGCGGCUGCAGUGAUGUCAUCCGCUGACUCUUUUCUCUUAUCUGCAACCACCAUCUUCACCACCAGCAUCUACCAGACCAUCAGGAGUCAGGCAUCAGAUAAAGAGCUGCAGUGGGUGAUUCGUCUGUCCAUAGUGGUUGCAGGACUUGUUGGUACAUCCCUCACCUACCUGGACGGCGGCAUCUUAGUGUUCUGGAUCCUGGGCUCAGACUUGACCUACACGAUUAUAUUCCCCCAACUGAUCUGCGUCCUAUUCACAGAGGUAUCCAAUGGUUACGGGGCGAUCGCAGGCUACUUUGUUGCAGUGGUAAUGAGACUGUUGGGUGGAGAGCCGUUGUUAGGCCUUCCGGUAUUCCUGCAGUUCCCGGGUUGCACUUUAGAGGAUGGUGUUUACAUUCAGCGCUCUCCUGUCAAGACCAUUUGCAUGUUGUGUGCUCUGGUUUCCAUUCUCAUGUUUUCAUAUGUGGCCUCACUCCUGUUUAACAAGGGGAUUCUUCCUGGGAGGUGGGAUGUGUUCAAGGUGAAGUCCCAGGGAGCACCAGCAGGUGGUGCCAAAGAGGUUGACUUUGAAAAUGAAGAGGACACAGUGGCCUCUGCACCGAUGCUUGAUAGAGGAUGCUAG
Epinephelus moara (kelp grouper) is the source of this 1665-nucleotide messenger RNA. Its product is annotated as high-affinity choline transporter 1-like. The coding region runs from base 19 to 1665 and encodes 548 amino acids. Gene Ontology annotation, biological process: transmembrane transport; acetylcholine biosynthetic process; choline transport. The transcript has 9 exons. The record is from RefSeq and is a predicted model, not a curated record. Gene Ontology annotation, cellular component: plasma membrane. Gene Ontology annotation, molecular function: choline:sodium symporter activity. Lineage: Eukaryota; Metazoa; Chordata; Actinopteri; Perciformes; Serranidae.